Messenger RNA from Hermetia illucens (black soldier fly), 1654 nucleotides. RefSeq names its product alpha-ketoglutarate-dependent dioxygenase alkB homolog 6. The coding region runs from base 108 to 824 and encodes 238 amino acids. The record is from RefSeq and is a predicted model, not a curated record. NCBI's taxonomy places the organism in Eukaryota, Metazoa, Arthropoda, Insecta, Diptera, Stratiomyidae. The transcript is spliced from 3 exons.
CUAUCAACAAAAGUAUAUCGCCGGCGGGUGAUUUCCAUCUGAUAUUGCGUUCAUUCAUUGACCUUCCCUUUAAAGUGUGACUGACUCUUGAUAUUUGCAUUAAAAUCAUGGAUUUCACUGAUUUCCUAGUGAGGAAUUGUCCCAAGAGUGCCAUGUACAUCCCCAACUUCAUCACAUCCGACGAGGAGCAGAGGAUACUCAAGCAGGUGGAAAAUGCCCCGAAGCCGAAGUGGACACAGCUAUCCCACCGUCGUCUCAUCAACUAUGGUGGCGUUCCCCAUCCAAACGGGAUGAUUGCCGAGGAGAUUCCUAGCUGGUUGCAGGUCUUCGUCGAUAAAGUUAACAAUUUAGGAAUUUUUGAGUCCCACAAAGCAAAUCACGUCCUAGUCAACGAAUACCAAUCCGGCCAGGGAAUAAUGCCUCACACAGACGGGCCACUCUUCUACCCGACCAUCAGCACAAUAUCAUGUGGAUCCCACACAGUUCUCGAGUUCUACAAGCCGGAAAUCGAGAGCGCAGAAAACGAGGAGUCCAAUUCGAGUCCGAACCAAAGCCAGCUCAGUGAGAAGUACAAACGCCAACUCUGCUGCAAGCUGCUCAUCGAACCCAGGAGCCUUCUGAUUCUCAAGGACUCGCUCUAUCACGACUAUUUGCAUUCCAUUUCAGAGAUCAAAGAGGACUUGGUGUGCGAUAACGUCUGCAACCUGGCCAAUUGCGCGGUUCCUUACAAGUUUGGCGACAGAUUACAACGAAAGACGCGGAUCUCUCUGACGAUUCGACACGUCCCAAAGACAACGAGGAUGAAGCUUAAAUUCUUCACUUAGACAACAGGAUUCACGGCAACAACGACAUCAUCUACACACACAACUGGAUUUUGAAAUGAAUGAAGGAACCAUGAUGGAAGCAACGAGUCGUAGUCCAAUUUUUUGAGAUUUAAAAGAAUGAAAGCAAUCGGGGGAGUUAAUAUUUAUUCAUAUUUGAAUACUGAGCACAAUGUAGCCGUUAAGGAUCAGGUUCGAUUUCUGUAUAAGAUAGUCUGUAAGUGAACGUUACUUUUGAAGUGACCUUUAUGCCGGGUUGUUGUCUUGCUUUUUCUGGAUGUAUUUUGCAGGGAAACUGUGUAUAGAUAUCAUACAAGUGUUUGCCAUUAACGUAAAUUCGGUAGCUACGGAACAUUGUUAAGAUUUUUCCUAUCCUCGAAAGAUACAUGACUCACAUAAAUGGAUACCUGCAUCUUCCGGAGGAGUAAUGCUAUUCCGCUCCAAAGCUACUAUCAUUCCUAUUAUAAAGCUUGUAAUAUUUCCACGUGGAACCACUUAAGUCGCCAAUAGAAGCAAUAUAAACGAAACACCAAGCAUUUCGCUAGUAAGUUUGGAUAUUGCCUUCUAGACGUUCUGAUGUGUCGUAAACUUCAUAGGUUAAUCGCAUUCGCAUACUUAUAACGUAAAGAUUACGCUUUACAAUCACUAAUAACAAAUUUUCCAUUGCCAGGAUAGGCAUAUAACGAAGAAAUCCAAACAUCGACAAAUCCUCAACGAAAGGCAAUGCAACUGGCCGAGUUCCUGCUUUAAGUGUUUCCAUCUUAGAAUUUAUAGGGCAUUCUGUGCGUUACCCACCAAUCAAUCAUUAAAAUUAUCCUUAAUGUAAGCAUAAA